GCAUGAAAAGCGGAAAUCCAUUAAAUACACUUUUAAAUGUUGGAUUUGCUACAGUUAACUUUUCUAAAAAUGGCAAACCACACUCUCAGAAAUUCAUUAAACAGCUGGUAAAGCCUGCCGUAAUGGCAUUUUUUUAUUCAAAGGAGGAGGAGGCGGAGGCAGAAGCCACUCCUUAGCUAGAGAACCCGUAGCUGGAUUACACACAACACCAACUAACAAACACACAACAUCUUUGUGGUAACAGCAAAGCAAGAUGGCGAAAGCGUAUGAUUAUCUCUUUAAACUGUUGCUUAUCGGGGACAGUGGUGUUGGGAAAACUUGCCUUAUAAUUCGUUUCGCUGAGGACAACUUCAACAGUACUUAUAUUUCCACCAUUGGUAUUGAUUUCAAAAUAAGAACAGUAGAAAUUGACGGUAAGAAAAUCAAGCUGCAAGUAUGGGACACUGCAGGCCAGGAAAGGUUUAAGACUAUUACAACAGCUUAUUACAGAGGGGCUAUGGGCAUAAUUCUUGUUUAUGACAUCACAGAUGAAAAAUCAUUUGAAAAUAUCCAGAACUGGAUAAAAAGCAUUAGAGAGAAUGCUGCGGCAGAUGUGGAACGGAUGCUCCUAGGAAACAAGUGUGAUAUUGAGUCCAGAAGGAAGGUGCAGAAAGAGCAAGCUGAGAAGUUAGCAAAGGAGCAUGGCAUUAAAUUCUUUGAGACCAGUGCAAAAUCUAGCAUAAAUGUUGAUGAGUCUUUCUGUGCACUUGCUCGAGACAUCUUUAUCAAAAGAGUUAUAACCAAGAAGACAGGUCAAGGAAACAAGCCCCAAGUAUCAUUAAACAGUCCUCAGCAGCAGAAGAGCUCCAGUAAAUGUUCUCUUAUUUAGUGACUUGAACGACCAAGACCCAAGCAGUGGUCCGCCAUCAGAACUGUUUUCAACCAGACUGAAGCCUUCAGCACUGAGCAUACCAGACACUUAAGUUUUUUUUCUUUUUUUUUUUUUUUAAAUUUAGUGACCAAGGCAACACACACAUUUUAAUCCAGAGUCAGUUCCGACAAGUUUUAUGAAUUAGACUAGUGUUUAGACAGUUUUUGUCAUGUGUAAGGAACCUAGAACUGCAAUUUUUUUAAAGCUUAGAAGACUUGUCAAAAGUGUUUGCCUUUUCAUGUGACAGAGAACUUUAGCUGUUAAUUGUUUCACAUCUUUCCUAAGAAAAGACAGAAAAUAACACUACCAUCAAGAUUUGCCUUUGUUGGGGUAAAAAUAGAGUCAUGAGAUGGAUUUGUCACUGUUAUAGCAACUUGAUUAGCUAACUCACAGUCCCACAGAAGAGGAAUUUAGAUAUUCAAAAUUUACAAAAAACAUGUUUUAUCAGUUUCUGCAAAUCUAAGGUGCCUGGUUUACAGGGACAUCCCUAAUUUUGGCUUAUAAUUUUUCAGCACUUCUCCUAUAGUGAGUGAUACUUUGAGAAAAAGUAAUGAAUUAUAUCCAACAAAUGUUCAUUACAGUUACAGACUUCUUUUACUUUAGAAAUUGAAUGCUAAUUUUCUCAACUUCCUAAAUCGGUGGUCCUAAUAUUUAAAAUGUGUCCCUGAUUUCUUCCUCAGUAUUUUUGUCUUAUUCCUUUACUAUAAUACUGAUACUGAUUUUUUUUUGAAAAGUAUACAUCUGAGCUGCAGAAAGCAAUUUUUCAUAAUGUUUAAUCUUGAUUACUGAACGUAUACACAGAAGAUGUUGUUCAAGGAGCAUUGUAACAAAGACAAAUCUGAAUUUUUUUUCAGUAUGUAACCCAGUAAUUCCAUGCCUUUAUAUCUCAGAAUUUUUUGCAUAACUAAGCAUACUAUUACAGAUGAGAAAAUAUUGCCUUGGCUUAGCAGAUGUUCACUACAAGUGAACCACAGAAUAAAUCUAGGUUUUUAGCCUGGUGAUCCUCUCAGGUAUACCUCAAAACCCCCAGUCCUUAAUUCUAUGUUGGGUAUAUCAUUUGACCUCUGAGCAGUUCUGUAACACUGUUUCCGAAAAUGACUUCAAUUUUUGGAGGAAGGGUCAGAUUUUUCAUUGCAACAGAAAUUAGUACUGUCAGUUGAUGGUGCAAUAAAAUUGAAAAACACCAGUAAAAUAAUGAUGUUCUACUUACUGGUUUCACAGAUGUAAUCUAUUCCUCUUCACUGAAUUGUUAAUGGGAUGCAGGAAAACAGUGAAAUAUUUAAUUGGUUCAUAGCUCCUUUUACCAACCUUAUGGCUAAAAGCCAUCAUCAAGAAGUUCAGCCACAUCACCCAGUACUGGUGGGAAACUACCUGUACCCUCUGUUAACUAAACUUUCUCUAUAUAUUCCUGGUGAACAUUUGCAAUCAGUCAUCCAGAAUGAUUUUUAAGGUUGCUAGGGAAGUACUCUGCUUGAGAGGAAAGGGCAGCCUACUCCACAAAUAGGGUAAAUACUGGGUUAGAUAUCUGUCACACCCAUAUGGUCUUGUGAAUGUCUCUAGAAUGGGUGUUUGCAUUACCAAUUUUUUUUUUGUUUAGGUGAAGGAGUUCAGAGAGUGUUGGGUCAUUAGUAGCACAGAAAGCUAUGCAAGAGAUCACCCUUUUAUUAGUCUGUACAAGACAUAGCUUUUAGUCCAUUACAGUAACAAAGGGUAUUGAGAUCCGAGAUCUUUUCGGCAAGGAAAUGCUGAGUUCUCUCAAGGUGGUUUGCAUGCCUGAUGUGAUACAUGCUGAAGGGUGCAUUAUAUUCAGGGAUAGGCCUAAUAUGGGAUGAAUAAAAUGGGACUCUUAUCUUCUUUGGACCUUGAGGAGGUCCCAGAAAGUAUAAGCUGUGCAAAGUGGAAGGAUUUUGUAACUACCACAGAGACAUUGGGGUCAAAGGAGUCGGUUAUUAACAAAUGCAGCCAAGUCCCUGCUGACUGUGUCAAGUCUAAGUAUACUGUUAUAUAUAUGGUAAGCAAGUGUGAUGCUAUAUUUGCAAAGGGAAACUAUCCUUAAUUUCUUGAUGUUAAGAGUAAUCCCAUGAUUAACUCACCAAGCCUUUGCAGGAGAAACUGAGUAUAAGACUGGGAUUUGAUAACCACCCCCAGUUUGCAAUCAUCAGCAAACUUGGUUGGUCAGUGUCCCUUGAUAUCAUAUUUUAUGUCAGAGAAGUAUAUACCAAAGGGGGGGCAGGACAGAGCCUUGUGGGAUAUAACUAGUGACAUUUCUCUGUCUAGAGCAAAUGCCCCUGACUUUAAUGAUGUGGGUUUGGACAGACGGCCAAUUACCAAUCUAGUAACCAAUUUAUGGGUUUAUAUUGAGUUGGGAGAGUUUGUCAGUAACCCCAGAAUGAGCUAUAGUCUCAAAGGCCUUGGCAAGGUCUAGACAAGCAUUGUGGACUGUAUGUCCCUUAUCCAUGGCCUCAGUAACCUAACCCUUUCAAAGAACUCAUACAGGUUGGGCAGGCCUUUUACAAAUCCAAACUGAUAUGUAUCCUGGGAUGCAAGGUCCCCUAUGUCCUUGUUUAUUUGUUCAGCUAUAAUGCAUUCCAAAGCCUUGCAAAUAAUUCUAGUGAGAUUAAUAGGCCAGUAGUUUCCAGGAUCAGUAGGAAGACUACCUUUAUGGAAGGGUACCACAACAGCCGUUCUGCAAUCCUUGUGGACAGAACCAGUGGUGGGACUCUGGUUAAAGAGUUGAUAAUGGAGUUUUGCUAAGUGGAACUUUACACUUCUUUGCAAGCAUCUUGGGAUGUUGCAAGACCCAUGGAAGUAGUGUUUUUAAUUUUGGAAUGUGCCAAAAGAAACUGGUCUAAAUUGAUCUUGGGACAGGGUAUUUGAGGGAGAAUGAAGAGAACAGGGUUUUAACGAGUGCCUGAUUUUAGCUCAGUUCUUGUGGUAACAAUCUUCUGUCAGGUACCCCUCAUGAUUUUCAAGGUCAUCCUUGUCCACUGUAAUUCAUUGGACAUAAGCUAAUGGCCAUCAGGAUGUCUUGGUGGGUUAUAAGGAGAAUUGGGAACUUCUUGGUGGGAACUGGAAAGUACUUGAGCCUGUCUGCAGUGUCUGCACAUAAGUAUUUUGAUUUCUUCCUAACCUUCCCCUUUUAACAUGCUGGCAUACUGCAUGCAUAGCAUAGGUAUGUGCUAGACUGUUUGUGAGGGCUGCUGCACCAUAUCUAUAGUGAUGCAACCUCCAAGCCAGCCUAGCAGUCCCUACAGCUUCCACCAUCAUUCUUCAUGGGACUUAACAUCUGGCAUGUCCAGCAUGCUCUCACAACACUAGUCAGAAAGGUGACCAAGCAUAAAGCCUUAUCACUCCUCCCCCUACCCUUGUUGACUUCUCCAAUGGCUUGGGCCACUAAUCAAGCACAAGUAAUUUGGGUUAUGGUUAGAACUAUAUCCCUAUAAACCCCACUACCAUUACUUGACUCCAAAUUAAGUAUAAAUUGUUAGUGUGUGUGUGCGCACUUUAUACCUUAGUGCACUUGAAAUCUUUAACAGGCUGUAGAGCCUUAGUUGUUAGUACUGUACUUUAGGAUGAUGUAAGAUUCAUUUUUUUCUUCCUAUUCACCAUAGAGCAAGUAAGAGCACUGCUUUGCAAAAAGAGCUAGCACUAGAAUUACAGUCACACAAAAAUCCUGAGGGGCAACUUUAGCAGAACACAGCCUGACAUAUUUGUUUACUUCUGUUUAUUUGUCAGUAGUUUGUUGAGAUGGAUAUGAAUAUUUUUGUAGUGUUUUUUUUUCUGUGUUUCACUUGUGACACAGUGGACCUUAUGAACACUUGAUAUCAUGAUAAGAAGAGUGGAUGUCAAAGAAGGACGAGAAAGUGGAAGACAGAGAGAGAGAAGGGUUAUACUGGAGAAAUGUUAAGUAGAUGAUGCACAGCCACAGAGUGAAUGAGUAUGACCACUAGUCCAUAAAAUAAUGAAGGUUUAUUAAACAGAAGGAAAAAUACUGGUGCAGCUUCUUGUAUUUGCAGGUGAAGCAACAGAAGUUAAAUAAAAGGCCUUUUCUGUUAGUCCCACAAAGAAUAAAACAGUCUGUGGUAUCAGUUUUGGCACAUUCCAAAGGUGCUCUUCACCAGUUUCCUUCUUUCUGGAUUCGUAAUGGAAAAUGUCCUGGCUUCUUCAAGUGAUUCUGGAAUGUCUUCUCCUUUAUUGCAUCACACGUCCCAGAACUGCUGAUCCAGGCACAGAUGGCAGCCCCCAAGGAGAGGCCAACUUCUCUGACUGACAAGGCCUUAGCCCUCUUUUUUAUACAUCAUUUCAUAGAAUAAUUUCUCAUUGAAAACAAUUCUUGUGGGGAAGCUUCUGUGUAGCUGCCUGUCUUAAAGAGUAGUAUUUAUGCUACAGUACUUUAUUUCAUUGUCACUUUAGUUUUACAAUAUUUUGACACGUCAUAGGGUAAGAACUAUCACGCCAUGUUACAAACACACGCAUGAGCAGUCUCUGAGGUCCCACCAGCUCAUAGAAAAGGAAAAUAUGUACUCUUUUCUCCUAAACAUUAUAUAUAGUUAAGUCCAUCUUGCUCUAUCAGAUGGCAGUAAGCAUAACAAGUGUGAUCGGUACAAGGUGAGGAAUAUCAAAUUGGCCCUAUUAACCAUGAUGCACAUAAUUUUGGGAGCAUUAACUAGACCCUAAUAACCUUUAUACUGCAUGAGGUUUGUUUGUCAAGGUUGUAGUAUAUUGUAAUAUCCUGUGUUCUGCUACACUUCCUUCUUGUUGAACUGGUAUGCUCACAACAGUGAGAGAAUAACAAGAAAGCAAUGUACCUAGUAUGGCACUGGUCUAAUUUAUUUGUAGUUUGGGACUGUGCCUUUCCUGGAUGUUAACCACAUAUGUCAGCUAGAGAAGUGUGAUUUUCAAGGAUUUAAUAAGAAAAUAAAUAAUAUAAUUUACUGUUUUUGUACUCUGCUUACCUGUUCUGAACCCCAGGAAGUUAAAGUGAAAAGAAACUAAACUUUGUGGUUGCUGUACAUAGCCUAUCCAAGUUGUAGAACACUAACAUGCUACUGCCGGAGUUUAUUCUUGCACAGUAUUAUCAAAGCAGUAGUAAAAUGAGGGAAAAAAGAACCAUUCAUUUUAUUGUGAUUUACCAUAAGUUAUUUUUCGUUGAAUGUUUUGUUUUGUUCUGUUCUGUAGUGGAUACAAAACAUUGCUUGUGCGUAUCCAUCAUUUGUCAUGGAAUACAGACUGGAUCUACUCUUUUCUGAAUGGUUUGUAAGUCAUUCCCUGCUGUAUGAGAUUUCUGUUGUAAUAUGGGUGCUUAUUUUAUUUUUUUCUAAGUAGAAGAACUGACUAAUGUUAUGUUGCAGUCCUUUUACAAUAAACUGAAAAACACGAUUCUCAUACUACAAAAGAUAUGUUGAGGAAAUGUAGCUGUUUUCUGUAUUACAUACAAGUAAUCAAACACCAUAGAUCUUAAAUUCUAUUUCACAUUUUUGGAUUUAGUUACCAUGACACAUUGUCCACCUCCUAAAAUAAUGUAAACAUAUUGCUUUAAUUGACUUGGAAAAACACCUGUUAAAAUAAUUUUGAACAUAUUUUAAGGUACUCUCAUUAUCUGAAAUAUUUUUGAUUGUCAGUGCAUACCCUGUGUCUUAGAGAUAUGUGUUUUCUGUAGUCUUUUGCCAACUGUUUAAUUAACACUAAAGUUCUUCCUUGCUAUUAGAAGAUCGUUGAAAGUAUCAAAAAAAAAGAAAAAUAUAUAUAUCAGAUGAGGAGUGUAGAAGCCUAACCUUGCCUGCAGUAGCAGGUAAGGUGGGGAAAAGUAGAGUUUCACUUGAUUUUUUGCUGUAACUUAGUACCUCAUUUUUGGGGCAGCCAGUCUUCAUUGUGCUGCUAAACAUUGUGUUUUUCUGCUUGCUUUCUGUGAAGACACAGAUAAGGGAAGGACAUCAGUGCAAGUAAUAAUUUCAGGUACACAAAUGCCUUCAGUCACAUUGUGACCUUCAGAUGUAGUCACAACACAUGUAUCCCAUUUCUUUAAGAGGGAUUUCUGCCAGCAGAUUGGUUCAUUGCCAGAUCUAUACCAUCAGAAUAAUAACACACUGUAGCCAUUGUAACUUUAAGCCAUUCAGUUCUGUAGUACCCUACACAGAGACCAUUUAAUUAUAUGCAUUAGUAGACUCCACUGAUCCUGCUGGGGAAGCAUGGCAGGUUAUAGAAGAUACAAUACUCCAUCUUGGAGAAGUUCUAGCUUAAUUUCAGCCAUGCAGCAAAAAGCAGCUCUCAGUUUCAUGUAAAAAUGCAUAAAGCCUAGUCGGUACUUAUGUAUUAUCGCAGCCACCUUGCAAAAGUGGUCCGACAUAAACAUACACCGGUUUUGGCAAAUGCCUCCAUCAGUAUAAUCAGUGUGUUUGACAGUUGAUGGUGGUUGUGAUUAUACUGAUGAAAGCGUUUGUCGAAAAUGUCUAACCAUAAUCCUGUUUAACUAGAAAUUUUUUUCCUUCUGCAAUUCCGGUUUAAAAAAAGUGCCAUUACUAAUCAACACCCAUUGAGACUGUAAAUCAGGGUACCCUUUAAACAGAGGAACCCCACAUUCACACUAUGCCUAGAGAUGAGGGUGUUUUAACAUAUGUGCAGCAGUCAUCUGGAGUAGCAUGUCAGUAAGCAAUAGUUGCUUACUGUGAAGGACCCAUGAAUAAGAAAUAUAACUGAAAUACAUCAAAAGUAUGAAGUAAGUCACUUAUGAAAUAAACUAAAAGGGUUGCACUGCAGGUCAGAAAGUGAUUUCACUUCAGUUGUAUAUUUGCUGCAUUUCAGGUGUGUAACACUGGCACUUUGCUUAAACUAGAAUUACUCUACCCCAUAAAAAGAUGACAGAAAGAGGGCACGAAAUAAAAAUUGCAUUUUCUGACAUGAAAGAAGCCCAUAACUGUAGUCGUAGUCAUUAUUUGCUAACCACAAUGUGUAACUGUGGCCCAUGGAAGGAGUCAUACAAACAACGGGCUGUCGAGAAAGCGUGGUUGCAAUAAUACGCAAGUACCACCUAGUCUGUUAGUUUCACAUAUGGUUGGGGAAAGAAAGCAGGACCAAAUGCCAAUGGAUAUCUAUGCAAAGCUCAUUGACACUACCAAGUUCCACUGCACCGCCUUUAAGUGGAGUACCCACCAAAACUAGAAUGUUGGAUUGUAGUGCCUAGCAGGGUGAGAGUAUGAUAUGAUGAGCAAAAUUAUGCAUUUAUUGUUAAGACCAUUCAACCCCAACCCAGGGUCAUAAAUCUUUUAAAGUACUUUGCUUUUCUUAUUGAACACUAACUGUGUUACUUAAUGUGUUUUUUUUCCUAUUUUGUAAAAAAAAAUAAUGCAGUAAUAACCCUGAUAGUAUUAUGAAUAGAAAAAGUAAUAAUAUUAACUUUCCUUGUGCUGUAUUUGUAUCAUUAGCUACUUGUGUAAAGUGUUGAUCCUUUCCCAGUGGUUUGUAAAACUGUCUCAAAUAAAAUAUUUUAUAUUCACUCA
Protopterus annectens (West African lungfish) is the source of this 8406-nucleotide messenger RNA. RefSeq names its product RAB13, member RAS oncogene family (gene RAB13). The record is from RefSeq and is a predicted model, not a curated record. Gene Ontology annotation, molecular function: GTPase activity; GTP binding. The coding region runs from base 254 to 868 and encodes 204 amino acids. The transcript has 8 exons. NCBI's taxonomy places the organism in Eukaryota, Metazoa, Chordata, Ceratodontiformes, Protopteridae. Gene Ontology annotation, cellular component: endosome; plasma membrane; trans-Golgi network transport vesicle. Gene Ontology annotation, biological process: Golgi vesicle fusion to target membrane; cellular response to insulin stimulus; protein localization to plasma membrane.